Messenger RNA from Tupaia belangeri chinensis (Chinese tree shrew), 1896 nucleotides. It is a transcript of the gene DPF1, whose product is annotated as double PHD fingers 1. The transcript has 13 exons. Bases 32 to 1213 code for a protein of 393 amino acids. Gene Ontology annotation, biological process: nervous system development. Lineage: Eukaryota; Metazoa; Chordata; Mammalia; Scandentia; Tupaiidae. Gene Ontology annotation, cellular component: nBAF complex. The record is from RefSeq and is a predicted model, not a curated record.
GUGUGCGGAGCCGCGCGGGAGUGUAGUGUGUAUGACUACGGGUCUCUGCCUAGGCGAGGACUUCUACCGCGAGGCCAUCGAGCACUGCCGCAGCUACAACGCGCGCCUGUGCGCCGAGCGCAGCCUGCGCCUGCCCUUCCUCGACUCGCAGACCGGCGUGGCCCAGAACAACUGCUACAUCUGGAUGGAAAAGACCCACCGCGGGCCGGGUUUGGCCCCGGGACAGAUCUACACGUACCCAGCCCGCUGUUGGAGGAAGAAACGGAGACUCAACAUCCUGGAAGACCCCAGACUCCGACCCUGCGAGUACAAGAUCGACUGUGAGGCACCCCUGAAGAAGGAGGGUGGCCUCCCGGAAGGGCCAGUCCUCGAGGCUCUACUGUGUGCUGAGACAGGGGAGAAGAAGAUUGAGCUGAAGGAGGAGGAGACCAUUAUGGACUGUCAGAAACAGCAGUUGCUGGAGUUUCCACACGAUCUUGAGGUGGAGGACUUGGAGGAUGACAUUCCCAGGAGGAAGAACAGGGCCAAAGGAAAGGCAUAUGGCAUCGGGGGUCUCCGGAAACGCCAGGACACCGCUUCCCUGGAGGACCGAGACAAGCCGUAUGUCUGUGAUAUCGGUGGGAAACGGUAUAAGAACCGGCCCGGGCUCAGCUACCACUACACCCCCACCCACCUGGCCGAGGAGGAGGGGGAGGAGAACGCCGAACGCCACGCCCUGCCCUUCCACCGGAAAAACAACCAUAAACAGUUUUACAAAGAAUUGGCCUGGGUCCCCGAGGCACAAAGGAAACACACAGCCAAGAAGGCGCCUGACGGCACUGUCAUCCCCAACGGCUACUGUGACUUCUGCCUGGGCGGCUCCAAGAAGACAGGGUGUCCCGAGGACCUCAUCUCCUGUGCAGACUGUGGGCGAUCAGGCCACCCCUCGUGUUUACAGUUCACCGUGAACAUGACAGCGGCCGUGCGGACCUACCGCUGGCAGUGCAUCGAGUGCAAGUCCUGUGCUCUCGUUCCCACGUCAGAGAACCAGGGUGCCAGCUGGGCGGGUCUCACCCCCCAGGACCAGCUGCUGUUUUGUGACGACUGCGAUCGGGGUUACCACAUGUACUGCCUGAGUCCCCCCAUGGCGGAGCCCCCGGAAGGGAGCUGGAGUUGUCACCUCUGUCUGCGACACCUGAAAGAAAAGGCCUCUGCCUACAUCACCCUCACCUAGGUCUGGCUCUGGCUCACCAGGACCUCAGGGGUGGUGCUCGCCUACCUGCCUCUCUGAGCUCACCUCUCUCCGUGCCCUUGAUGCCCCACAGUGGGAGGGAGAGAGGGUGAAGCUGGAGAGGGGCCUGGGCCAUCUGGUUCCCUCUGUGCAAGGAGAAUGUUUGCCCUGCAGGUGGGGGGCCCAACAGGGCCCCUCUCCCUCCCUCCUCCCCAUCCCUUGGCAAAUGGGCAUCAGGGGCUUCUGCUCCCCUCAAAGCCAUCCCCCGCCUCUAGGCGGACACAGGGGGAGGUAGAUGCCAGCCAAGGGCAUGGACAGAGCCUUUUUCUAAAGAAAAAGCAAAAAGUUAAAAAAAAAAAAAGAAGAAAUUAAUAUAUACAAAGAGUCCUAUGAGGCCUGGCUGGGUGGAGGGGGCGCUGCUGAGAGCAUCCGCUGGGCACCAGCAAUGCUGGCUUCCUGCCUGGCGCCCCUGCCUCCCAGUGUCUGCAGCUGCAGCAGUCCCAGCUCCCCACCCAAGGUGGACAUCAUCCCCCCUGUGCCCUGGGUGGGCGGGCCUGGUGUCCACCCCUCACCCCAACCUAUGGUGCCCACCGUGGAUACUGCAUGAUGUGAACCAUGGUUUUGAACUCUGCUCCUGUCCCUCCCUGACGGCCCGGCCCGUCCUGCGCCCGCGCCAACGCCCACGC